Paramecium primaurelia is the source of this 1976-nucleotide messenger RNA. The record is from the annotation of a GenBank genome assembly. NCBI's taxonomy places the organism in Eukaryota, Ciliophora, Oligohymenophorea, Peniculida, Parameciidae.
AUGAGUACUCCAAUUCAUUCAGAAAGGCCAAGAGAAGAUAAGAAAGAGAUGUUAUUUGAAAAUUUAGAUGUAAGAAGUAUUGAAUGGAGACCAUAUCGAUGUUUUGCAAUCCUUUAUUUAUUUAAUGCUACAAUUGCAUUGCCAGUUUUUACUUUAAAAUUGCUUUAUUUAUAUGUAGGAUAAAUUGCCAAAAGCAUUAGAUUUUUCAGAAUUGUUCAAGUAAUUAUUUAAUAGAAUUUGUUUUAGGGUUUAAAGGCAGUAAUAUUCUUCCUUUGUGAUCUUGCAAUGGCAUUAUCAAUUUUAAUGAUGUAUAUUUUAGUUGGAUUAAGAUAUAAAUAGACAAUUAAUUAUGAAGAUUGGGCAAUUUCUUGUUUAAUAUUUUUACAAUCCCAAAUUUUAAUGUCCUCUUAUGUUUUAACAAUUUCAAUUGAUAGAAAAGAAAUGAAUUUUGAUUUUCUAAUAUCAGAUGCAAAUAUGAGUAAGUUAGGUCUUGGAAGAUUGUAUUAAAAAUUAUUACAAUAAAAUCUAUCUACAGAAAAAUAGGAAGAAUUGAAAUAAGAAAAUUUAUAUAAAUAAAUUAGAGAUGCUAUGGAAACAGAAAAUAUUGAUAGUACACUAUAUUAUAUUGCACUUGAAUCUGAUCCUGGUAUUUGUACAAUAGAUGAUAUUAUUACAUUAAGUGAUCAUUCAAUUAUUGAAUUAAUAGAAAGAGCACGUAAAAUUUUAUAAGCAUAACCUGAUGUUCCAUUUGAGAGAAAAUAAUUUGAAUAACCAACAAACAAAUUAAAAAUAUUAAAAGAAUUAAGAGUAUUAGGUUUUCGUGGUUAUAGACAUGCUAUUGAUAAUUUCUUAUGGCCUCAUUAUGAUUACAUCAAAGUUAAAUAAGAAAAAGAACCCACAUCAAUACUUUUAAUAUAUUUAACAGUAUUGAUGGCCAAGGGAAGUUUUCCAUUAUAUUUAUUAACAUAAUCAACUAAUACUCAAGACAUUGAAUUUGUCUUCUUUUUAUGUUUUUUGGGAAUGUAUUUAAAUAUGAUCAUUUUACUUAUUGAUUUAAUCAAAUGUAAUGAUAUUUAAGGAAAAAGAUAUAUAUUGAAUGUUCUAUAAACAAUGAUUAUACCUAAUAAAGCUCAAGAUCAAAUUGAAGAUGAAAAUGAUAGUGGUAAAGAUGAAAUACCAGAUGAUUUACCUUACAAUUCAGAUUAUAAAUUAGAUUUUAGUUGUAAUUUGAGUUUAGAAUCUUGGGAUAAUAUGAGAAGAUUGACUUUAUUAAUAGAUAAUGAUUGGAUGGAUUAUAAUGAAGCUUAAAUAGCAUUUGUUUUCCUUUAUUUCAUAUACUUAUAUAUGAAUUUGUCUUCUGUAUUUCUAGACUUUGAUUUAAUUCCAGUAUUACAUUCAUUCUUUUAAGAUCCAAUUUUAGAAUGGAAUAUGAUUGUUGAUUUUACUUGUCUAGCUUUAUUAUUUUUAAAUAGAGUAUAUUAAGGCACAUUAUAUAAUUAAACUUUUGACAAUAUAAUUGAGUCUAUUAAAAAAAUAGAAACUGUUUAUGAUGAUAAAAAAGCAUUAUUUGAUUUCUAUUUUAGCAGUAAUUUAAUGGAAAAUAUUUAAAAUGAAACAUAUAGAAAAAUAACAUAAAAAAUAUAUUGUUCUGCAUGUGAUAAAGUUAUUUAUACACUUGCAUCAAAAGGAAUGUAAGAAUUACCUCUUUUAGUAAUUUAUAUAAUAUUAUAAUUAAUUAGGAAUUCUUAAUGCUUGCAAAAUCAUAAGCUAAAUAAAGAGUUUUUUAAUUAUGUGCAACAAUGAAAAAAGUAAAAGAUUAAAUUGAAUUUGAUAAUGAUAAUUAUAGCCAUAAGAUGCUUGGAAUAUAUAGAUCUAAUAUAUGGACUGUUAUCUCAACUUUUGGAUUUUUAGGAUACAUAUUUUUUCGUGGAAAGAUUAAAGGAUAUCUUAAUAAACAUAAGGCUAAACAACUCUGA